GGCGGGUGAAGAAAAAAAAAAAGAAGCUUCAACGGCCUUUGAGUAGUUGUUUCUGCGCCGCGCUGUCUCUCUAAAACAGCCUGUGUUAAGGUUGGAUGAUAGAAGACAUUUUUUGACCUUCUCUUACAAUGACUACACGAAGAAAUGGCGUUUCCAGGCAUCAGCGGUUUGAGAGUUUUCGCGGUGAAGGACCAAAUUGGAUCUUAAUUGCUGGGGGUGCUUUGUUGAGUACAUUGUCCAUUCGUUUUGGCUACAAAUUAAAGCAGUCUAUUGACUCCAAACCUCCUCAUUCCAAUGCCACUGGUGGAUUAAAACCUAAUGGAACAACCGACAGAGGAAGAUUUAAGGGCUGCUGCUUGCAUUCUAAUGCAUCACCCUGUGAAAGGAAUAAUGAUUGUUGCUUUCACUGCACUCCCGGUGAGAGUUUGUGAGUUUGUUAUUCUUACUACUGAAUUUGCUUAUACAUAACUUCACUUCACAUAGUCUCUUACUGGGGUUUGAUUUUGUGGUAUCUUUGAAGUGAAAAGAGAUUUUGGGAGAUGUUGUCAAAUAGUUGAAAGAAUAUGGAGAUGGUUCUUACAUAUUUGUAGCCUCUAGUAUCUUGCAUAAUGAUCUUUGUAACCCAAUCAGGAACAAUAUUUGACUAAAGAUGUCUUUGUACCCCAAUCAGGAUUCAUACUUAAGUAGCUACUUACGUUAAUGAGCUGGAAACUAUGAAGGCUGUAGUAUUAUCCCCCAAUGAUGGCUUGUGUUAUGGCAGAAAAGUUUUGUGUGGGUGUUCUGAGAGUUGGCUUCUUAUUUUCAUUUAUGCAGGAACUGAGAAUGGGGAAGGAAAUCAUGCUACAAAUGAGCAAAUGGCAGAGUCCAGUACUUCUCUGCCUCUUGUGACAGUUCCUGCUUCAUCAUAUAGCAAAGAGAGUGCAGUCGUAUGGGGAUCUUCUCCUGACCACCUGGAAGUGCCGAUGAAAGCAUACCAUCAACAUUCGACCUGCUCAGAUUCUCCUUGCGUAUCUGAAUCCGGCUCAGACAUCUUCAGCAAGCGAGAAGUAAUACAGAAACUGAGGCAACAGCUGAAGAGACGUGACGACAUGAUAGUUGAAAUGCAGGAACAGAUUCUAGAGCUGCAAAACUCGCUAAACGCCCAGAUGGGACACUCUAGCCAUAUCCAAACACAGCUAGACGCAACAAACAGGGACCUGUUUGAAUCAGAAAGAGAAGUCCAGAGACUGAGAAAGGCAAUCGCUGAUCACUGCGUGGGACACACAGGUAGCAAUGGUUGGAGUGGCGAUGUGAACAGCGAAAACAACUACGAGUCACCAGAAAAUGGAAUAAGGGAUGGAGAAAGAAUAGAGAUGUUGAGAAAAGAAGUGGGUGAGCUUAAAGAAGUGAUAGAUGGGAAAGAGUAUCUACUUAGGAGCUAUAAGGAGCAGAAAACAGAGCUUUUGCAGAAGGUAAAAGAGUUGCAGCAGAGACUGGACUCGCAGCUCCCAAACAUUUUGUAGGUGAAGAAGGUUAGGCAUUGUGCAUUCUUACCACUCUCUUUUGUUUCCCCGAGUAAAAAAUAUGAAUCUUUGUUCAAAAAUAUCUCAAUUUCUCCGGGGAAACUUAUCAACUGACUACAUUGUUUUGGGUGUCAAUUAUGAUUUUAUCCAAAUUGUUUUUUUCUCUUGGUGAAGUGGAUAUUCGAAAGUUGCAAACUCAUACAAUAUCGUGUCUCAAGGCUUAAAUUGUAGAAUUGCAGUUGAAGUUUUUUACAAGAAAGUUGGUUACUUGUUCUUAAGGAAAGAGAAAGAAG
Arabidopsis thaliana (thale cress) is the source of this 1795-nucleotide messenger RNA. Its product is annotated as intracellular protein transporter. The record is from RefSeq and is marked reviewed. The transcript is spliced from 3 exons. NCBI's taxonomy places the organism in Eukaryota, Viridiplantae, Streptophyta, Magnoliopsida, Brassicales, Brassicaceae. The coding region runs from base 714 to 1502 and encodes 262 amino acids.